CUGUUCUGCUCGCUGGUCGGGCUGGCCAGGCAACAUUUGCAGAAUGGAGUCUAAUUUAAAUCACGAUGGGGUACCUAGACCAUCUUACGUUUUUAGUGCUGACCCAAUUGCAAGGCCUUUGGAAAUAAAUUUUGAUGGAGUUAAACUUGAUCUCUCUCGUGAGUUUUCUUUAGUUGCUUCAAAUACUGAGGCAAACAAUUUGGAAUUCAAAGAUUAUCUCCAAGUUUGUCUUCGAAUAAGACCCUUCACACAGUCAGAAAAGGAACAUGAUCCUCAGGGCUGUGUGUAUAUUCUGGACUCACAAACUGUGUUGUUGAAAGAUCCUCAAAGCAUUCUUGGCCGGAUAAGCGAGAAAAGCUCUGUACAGAUGGCACAGAAAUUCAGUUUUUCUAAGGUUUUUGGCCCAGAAACUACACAGAAGGAAUUCUUCCAAGGUUGUAUUAGACAGCCAAUAAAAGACCUCUUGACAGGACAAAGUCGACUGAUUUUUACAUAUGGACUAACCAACUCAGGAAAGACAUAUACAUUUCAGGGCACAGAAGAAAAUAUUGGGAUUCUGCCUCGAACUUUGAACAUAAUAUUUGAUAGUCUUCGGGACAGAUUAUAUACAAAGAUGAACCUUAAACCACAUAGAUCCAGAGAAUUCUUACGGUUAACACCAGACCAAGAGAAAGAAGAAGUUGCUAACAAAAGUGCUUUGCUUCGGCAAAUUAAAGAGGUUGUUAUGCAAAAUGACAGUUAUGAUACUCUUUGUGGAAGUUCAACAAAUUCUUUAAAUAUCUCAGAAUUUGAAGAAUCCCUGAAAGAUUGCGAACAACCUAGCUUGAACAUGGAUAAUAAUAUAAAAUUUUCUAUAUGGGUUUCUUUUUUUGAGAUUUACAAUGAAUAUAUUUAUGACUUGUUUGUUCCCGUGUCAUCUAAGUUCCAGAAGAGAAAGAUGCUGCGCCUUUCUCAGGAUAUAAAGGGCUAUUCUUUUGUAAAAGACUUACAAUGGAUUCAAGUGUCUGAUUCCAAAGAAGCAUAUAGACUUUUGAAACUAGGAAUAAAGCACCAGAGUGUUGCCUUCACAAAAUUGAACAAUGCUUCCAGUAGAAGUCACAGCAUAUUCAGUGUUAGAAUAUUACAGAUUGAAGAUUCUGAAGUGCCUCGUGUGAUGCGUGUCAGCGAAUUGUCUUUAUGUGAUCUGGCUGGUUCAGAACGAAGUAUGAAGACACAGAAUGAAGGUGAAAGGUUAAGAGAAACUGGGAAUAUCAACACUUCUUUAUUGACUCUGGGAAAGUGUAUUAAUGUUUUGAAGAACAGUGAAAAGUCAAAGUUUCAACAACAUGUGCCUUUCCGGGAAAGUAAACUGACCCAUUAUUUUCAAAGUUUUUUUAACGGUAAAGGAAAAAUAUGUAUGAUUGUCAACAUCAGUCAAUGUUGUCUUGCCUAUGAUGAAACACUCAAUGUGUUGAAGUUCUCAGCCAUUGCACAAAAAGUUUGUGUUCCAGACAUUUUAAAUACCUCACAAGAAAAAUCAUUUGGACCUGCCAAGUCAUCUCAAGAUGUACCACUGGAUGAUAAUUCAGAUAAUAAAAUAUUAAACAUAAAAAGAUCCACAGUUUCAUGGGAGAGUAGUCUAGAAGAUCUGGUAGAAGAUGAAGAUCUGGUUGAAGAUCUAGAAAAAAACAAAGAAAACCAAAAUGUGGAAACUGAACUUAAUGAUGAAGAUCUGGAUACAACAUUAGAAGAAGAUAAAUCUUUCAUUAGCCACGAGAGAAAGAGAAAACUGCUGGAUUUAAUAGAAGACUUGAAAAAAAAGUUAAUAAAUGAAAGAAAAGAAAAGUUAACAUUAGAAUUUAAAAUUCGUGAAGAGGUUACAGAGGAGUUUACUCGAUUUUUGGCUCAACGGGAAGCUGACUUUAAGGAGACUCUCCUUCAGGAACGAGAACUAUUAGAAGAAAGUGCUGAAUGUCGAUUGGCUAUUUUCAAGGAGUUGGUUGGUAAAUGUGACAUUCAAGAAAAACCAUCCAAUGAAGAUCAUGCCAUGAAAGUUGAAACCAAAGAAACACAUAAUUAUGUAGGAAUUGAAGAUAUUAUUGAUUCUCUUCAAGAUGAUGUCACUGAUAUUAAGAAACAGGCUGAAAUUGCUCACUUAUAUAUUGCAUCUCUUGCUGACCCCCAGGAAGCUAUUGCUUAUUUAGAACUAAAGUAUAAUCAUGUUAAAACUGAAUUAAGUAAAACCAAAGAGGAAUUAAUCAAAGCCCAAGAAGAGUUAAAAAAGAGAGAAAAUGAUUCAGAAAUUAACUUAAAUUCAUUGACUGAAGAGCUUGAGAAAUCUAGUAAGGAUAAGAUUGGUAAAUCUCCUUUAAUAAUAGCCAGUAAAUUGUCUUGCAAUGAAACAGUUGAAAGGCCUAAGGAUAAAACUGAAAACUGUUCAGGAAGAAAAAGAUUAAGUGAAAAUGAUCUUCAACAUGAUGAACCACCUCCAAAGAAAGUACCUAUGCAUGUUACUCCAACUAUAAUGGAAGACGAAAAGAGUGAAGAAGUGCAACAGAGAAUUUCAGAAGAUGGGAAAGCUAUUAGAGCUUUACAAGAAGAUAAUGAAGAGCUGAAAACGCACUUACUCAUUAUUGAGAAUGAACUUAAAAAUGAAAAGGGAGAAAAGGCAGAAUUAAGCAAACAGAUUAUUAGUUUGCAGCAGGAACUUUCUUUUUCUGAAAAAAAAAGUGUUACUUUUCGUUUAGAGGCCCAGCAAAUUCAGUCAAGUUAUGACAAUGUAAUUUCUGAAUUACAUAUACAGAGGGGUAUAAAUCAAGAACAGCAGGAAAAGAUCUUAAAAUUAUCAGAGGAGAUAGAAAUUGCUAGAAGAAACAUUACAAGUAAUGUUUCAAAAAUAAAAUUAAUGCAAGCAAAAAUAGAUGAAUUACAUAAGCUGGAUUCAGUUUUUCAACUCUCAAACAUAGAUUUGCUCGAUCUUAGAGAACUGUCAAGUAGUUCUCAAGAGAAUAAUUCCCCCAGAACACAUUCAUACCUUGUAGAUAAAGAUGAUUUGGCAAAUAAGCAGGUUAAAGAUGAUCAUAUUCAAGAACUCAGUAGGGAAAGUUCUUUCCACUCUAGUAUUGAAGCCAUUUGGGAAGAAUGUAAAGAGAUUGUAAAGACCUCCUCCAAAAAAACUCAUCAGAUCAAAGAAUUAGAACAACAAAUUGAAAAAUUACAAUCAGAAUUAAAAAGCUAUAAAGAUGAAAACAACAGACGAAAAGCAGAGGAAAUGGAGAAUAACAAUCAAGAUAACCUACUGAAAGAAAAAGAAAGUCAUAUACAGCAGCUGAAGAAAGAAUUGGAAGAAAAAAUUGCUAGUCUUGAAAUUCAAUCACAGCUUGUAGUUGAAGGAAAGAGAGAAUUUUCAGAGCUUUCACAAGAUGUCACUUGCUACAAGGUGAAAAUAAAAGAACUAGAAGCAAUGUUAGAAACUCAGAAAGGUGAAUGUAUUCUCUUACCCAAGUUAGAACAAGAAAUUUUGGAGAAGGAAUCUAUGAUCUUAAAGCUAGAAAGAAACCUGAAGGAAUUAGAAGCAGAUCUUCAGGAUUCUAUCAAAAACACCAAAGAUUUAAGUGAAAAGGGAGUCCAAAUGAAAGAAGAAAUCACACAGUUAACAGUUCAUUUGCAAAAUACAAAGCAUUUGCUGCAAUUAAAGGAAGAAGAAAAAGAAACCCACUUUCAAGUAACAAAAAAAUUAAAGGAAGAACUCGCUGCAAGCUCUGCUCUAACCCAGGAUCUGAAAGCAGAUCUUCAGAGAAAGGAAGAAGAAUAUGCUGAACUGAAAGAGAAGUUGGCUGAUGCCAAAAAGCAAAUUGAGCAAGUACAGAAAGAGGAACAGUUAAAUAACCAGAAAAUGGAAGAAGCCAUACAACAGUAUGAGAGAGUAUGUAAAGAUCUAAAUGUUAAAGAGAAAAUAAUUGAAGACAUGCGAAUGACACUGGAAGAACAAGAACAAACCCAGGCAGAACAAGAUCAAGUGCUGGAGGUUCAGUUAGAGGAAGCUGAAAGACUGGCCACCGAAUUGGAAAAAUGGAAGGAAAAAUGUAAAGAUCUGGAAACCAAAAGUAAGCAAAGGUCAAACACAGAACUUGAGGAUAAUAAGGAUGUCCUGUCUAAAAAGCUCAGUAAGCUUCAAGAUGAGUUACAGGAAUCUGAAGAGGUCUAUAAAGCUGAUAGAAAGAAGUGGUUUGAAGAAAAAAUGAUGCUUAUCACUCAGGCAAAAGAAGCUGAAAAUCUACGAAACAAAGAGAUGAAAAAAUAUGUGGAAGACAGAGAGCGUUGUUUGAAGCAGCAAAAUGAAGUGGAAAUACUAACAGCACAGCUGAAGGAAAAAGACAGUAACCUUCAAAAGUGGCGAGAAGAACGGGAUCAGCUGGUUGCAGCCUUAGAAAUACAGUUGAAAACACUGAUCUCCAGUAACAUACAGAAAGACAAUGAAAUCGAGCAGUUAAAGAAGAUUACAUCGGAGGAUUCUAAAGCAGAAUCACAAACCAUAGAUCCCAAGCCCAGACAUACCAGUUCAGUAGAUCCUGACAGAGUUGAAAUUGAACCUCAACCAAGUUUUGAAAGUUCCAGAAGUGAAUUAGUGGAUUUGGUGAAGUGUGAAAAUAAGAAGAAUGCUACACCCAGAACUAAUUUGAAAUCCCCUAUUCCUGAACAUGGAAAUUCUUCUCUCAAAAAGGAACAAAAGGUUUCCACGCGUCCAUCUUCUAAGACAACAUAUUCUUUACGAAGUCAGGCAUCCACAAUUAGUGUAAACAUGGCAGCUAAGAAAAAAGAAGGAACACUACAGAAAUUUGGAGACUUCCUACAACAUUCUCCAACAAUUCUUCAAUCAAAAGCAAAGAAAAUCAUUGAAACAAUGAGCUCUUCAAAGCCCUCAAAUGUAGAAUUAAGUAAAGAAAAUGUGUCUCGGCCAAAACGGACCAAACGGAAAUUAUAUACAAAUGAAAUUUCUUCUCCUAUUGAUAUAUCUGGCCAAGUGAUUGUGAUUGACCAGAAAGUAAAGGAAAGUGAUCAUCAAAUUCUCAAACGAAGGCUUCGAACUAAAACAGCCAAGUAAAUAACUUAUGGAG
Messenger RNA from Condylura cristata (star-nosed mole), 5096 nucleotides. It is a transcript of the gene KIF20B, whose product is annotated as kinesin family member 20B. Gene Ontology annotation, biological process: microtubule-based movement; mitotic spindle assembly. The coding region runs from base 44 to 5083 and encodes 1679 amino acids. The record is from RefSeq and is a predicted model, not a curated record. The transcript has 30 exons. Gene Ontology annotation, cellular component: nucleus; spindle microtubule. Gene Ontology annotation, molecular function: microtubule binding; plus-end-directed microtubule motor activity; ATP binding. Lineage: Eukaryota; Metazoa; Chordata; Mammalia; Eulipotyphla; Talpidae.